Messenger RNA from Symbiodinium necroappetens, 3693 nucleotides. The record is from the annotation of a GenBank genome assembly. Lineage: Eukaryota; Dinophyceae; Suessiales; Symbiodiniaceae.
AUGUUCGAGGCCCCUGGCAUCGGCCUGGCCGCACCGCAAGUGGGCCUGCCCUGGCGGAUGUUCGUCUGCCACGUCGGGAAGGACCCGGACGACGAGCACACCGAGGACCCGCCGGACUACUCGACCGAGCCGAUGGUGGUGAUCAACCCGACGCUGAGCGAGCCCUCGCGGGACCUCGUGCCGUACGAGGAGGGGUGCCUGAGCCUGCCCGAGAUCACCGGCGACGUGCGCCGGCCCAGCGAAGUGACGCUCACGGCGCUCGACGCGAGCGGCGAGGAAUACUCGAUGCGCGCGAGCGGGCUGCUCGCGCGGUGCUGGCAGCACGAGUACGACCACCUCGACGGGAUCCUGAUCAUCGACAAGAUGACGGCGGGCGCGCGCCUGAAGAACCGACGCGCCAUCAAAGAGCUGCCGGACAAGCCGGCGGGGCGCAAACGCGUGCUCACGCCGACACCGAUCGCGCAGCACGCGCUGGGCGAGAUGCCGGAUACCCCCCUGCUCCGGCCGCCGAACAUCAACGAGCCUGCGGCGCUGGCCGAGGCGCGGUCGUUCGAGUGCGACGCGUGGGUGGUGAUCGCGUACGGGCAGAAACUGAGCAGCGAGCUGCUCGCGGACCGCUUCGCGAUCAACCUGCACGCGUCGCUGCUGCCGCGCUGGCGCGGGGCGGCGCCGAUCAACCACGCGAUCAUCGCGGGGGACAACGUCACCGGGAACUCCGUGAUCGCGCUCGCGGAGCGCAUGGACGCGGGGGUCGUCUACGGGCAGUCCGAGCGCCCCAUCGAGCCCACGCAGACGGCGGGCGAGCUGCACGACGCGCUCGCCGGAGACGGCCCGUCGCUGGUGAUGAGGGUGUUGGCCCAGCACGCCGACGGUUCGCUCACGCCCGAGGUCCAGGACGAGUCGAGGGUCACCAUCGCCUCCAAGCUCGCCAAGGCGGACGGGUGGAUCCGCCCGGAGGACGGGGCGGCGGCGUGCCGGGGACGGAUCAACGGGCUCUCGCCCUGGCCCGGGGUGAGCGUCGAGAUCGCCGGAGAGCCGAUGAAGAUCCUGUGCGCGAAAUCCGUUGACGGCGGGCCGGAACAAACGGUGGGCACGCUCGCCGAAUUCCGGGGAGAAUUGGGCAUCGCCUGCGCGGGCGGGACGGCGCUCGUCCCCCUCCGCGUGCAAGCGCCGGGGAAGAAGGAGAUCGAGUGGGACGCCUACGUGCGAGGAAAGCCGUCGCCGAAAGCGAAGCCGCGUCCCCGGCCGAAGCCCAAGGCCCGCCCGCGCGCCAAGCCGCCGACGCGCCGCGAGGGGCCGAUGGCGCAGAAGUACGACGCGAUGAUCCGCGAGUGCCUCGCGGAGCACCGGGUGCGCGUCCGCAAGUGGCGGUCGAACAUGUCCGGCAUCGCGUGGGAGGUCCACUACAAGGACGGCACGGUCACCCGCCUGAUCGAGUCCCCCCGCCCGAGGGGGCCGAUGUCCGCAGCGGUGUUUCUCCACGAGAUCGGCCACCACGCGAUCGGGUUCACGCGGUAUUCGCCGCGGUGCCUGGAGGAGUACAAGGCGUGGGAGUGGGCGCUGGCGGAGAUGGAGCGGCGUGAGCUGAACCUGACGGAUCGCGUGCGUCAGCGGAUGCUGGACUCGAUCCGCUACGCGGUGCGCAAAAGCCACCGGCGUCGCUCUGGCCGGACUCGUGAUGGCAACCGGAUUGCGUCGAUGAAGGGUGUGGCGUUCGCUCGUGAGGUCCCCUACUACCUCAACGCCCAGCAGGUGAACCGGGGCGGCAAGCUGUCGCUCCCCACCGAGCAGAUCCAGCAGGCGUCGGACCAGUUCGUGAAGCGUGUGCAGGACAAGCUCGCCGGCGCGUCCGAGGGGCUCCGCCCGACGUACACGGUGAACUCGCGCUUCGCGCAGCUCAAGACCAAGCUCGCCUCCGCCGCCCGCGCCGAGGCGUCGGCGACGCAGAACGAGGCGAUCGCCACCAAGCAGAAAUCCGGCGACGCCGCCCGCGCCGAGGCGAAGGCCGCCCAGCAGGUGGCGCCCGCCGCCCAGCCCGAGCCGGCUGCGGCGACGACCAACGCGUCGUACAUCGGCGAGCAGGAGCCCGUCCCGACGUCCGGGCCCGAGGUGCAGGCCGGCACCGAGCGGGUCUACAACUUUCAGGACCUGGAGGCGGCGCGCGACCUGAUCGGCACGGCCGCCGAGGACUCGUCGUUCGUCGAGGACUACGACCUCGACGGCGACGGCGUGAUCAGCUUCUCCGACAUCGUCCAGAUGCUCUUCAACUACGACUCCGGCGAGACGACCGCGAAACCCGUGGACGCGGCGCCGAUGGUGCGCCGCCCGGUCACGGAGUCCCUCAUGGUCGGCAGAGCGGGAAUGCUGGUGCUCGCGCUUUCGUGCGCGGCCUCCGCUGGGGAGGGCGAGCCGGUGAUCUCCUUCGCCGAGCCGCUCGCGCUGUCCAUCGUGGGCGUCUCGCCCGACCUGGCGUUCGAGGAGUUCGACGUCGAGGCGGGGUACGACCUCGUCUCCAUCCGCCAGCCGACCGGGCAGGUCGCGCUGCACCCCAACCUCUUCGACGGCACCUUCGGCCCGCCGGUGCUCUUCAACGCGAUGGCGUCGCCGUCCAACCUGCACACCGCGGAGCUGACGGGCGACACGCGUCUCGACCUCGUCGUGAGCAGCCGCACGAGCAACCGCGUCGCGGUGAUGCGCUACUCGUUCCCCGGCGUGUUCACCGUCGUGAGCCGCCCGCUCGUGAGCGGCGCCGUCUCGGAUAUCGCCACCGGCGACCUCGACGGCGACGGCGACCUCGAUCUGAUCACCACGCACCAUGUCAACAACACGCUCACCAUCGCCUUCAACGACGGGACCGGGCAGUUCGGCGAGAACGUCACCCUCGCCACCGGCACGCAGCCGUCCGGCGUGAACGCCAGCGACGUCAACGGCGACGGCCUCCUCGACCUGUGCGUGAGCAACGCCUUCUCGAAUACCGUCAGCGUGUUCACGAACAGCGGCAACCGCGCCUUCAGCCCCCCGACGACCCUCGGGACCGGCAGCCGCCCGAGCGACGUCGCGGCCGGCGAGUUCACGGGCGACGGCCUCACGGACAUCAUGAUGCUCAACCAGUCCAACGGCUCCGUCCGCGUCUUCCCCGGGCUCGGCGGAGGCGAUUUCGGGCCGCCGAUCACGUACGCCGCGGGAUCGCAGCCGUUCGAUAUCGCCGUCGUGGACAUCGACCAGGACGGGGACGACGACGCGGUGGUGGCGCUGGCGCGCCAGGACGAGUUCCUGAUCUACCAGCAGGUACAGGGCGCGUUCGAGGUGCACACGUUCCCGAUCGCGGGCGGGCAGCUCGCCGUCCGCGUGGGGGACCAGGACGAGGACGGGAUGCCGGACCUGGCGUUCACGAUCGACGGGAACAACCGGAUCUUCGUCUACCGGAACACCACCCCCCCGCCGCCGCCGGUCGCGGUGAUUCCCUGCCCGGCGGACUGCGACGGGAACCGGCUCGUGGAUUUCAACGAUCUGAUCUGCACCUUGUUCAGUUUCGGGCUUUCCGGGGUGGAAUCGGUCGGCUCGGACUGCGACGGCAACGGGCUGGUGAACUUCAACGACCUGCUGUGUGUUCUGUUUUCGUUUGGUCCGUGCGACGAAUCCCGGACGCCGAACGGGCCGAAUUCGGACCAGAGAGGCGACCCGAAUGGAUGA